AUGCCUCAAUUCGUAGACAAUUUCCACGUUAUAACAACUGUUGCUUUAGAUAUUCCUGCCAGAGUUCCAUAUGGAGGAACAGUAACUAUCUCAAGCUUUCCCAAGGGCUAUAAAGGAAAGCCUCUCACAAUUGCAAAAUUCACACACAGCAGUUGCCAAUUUGUUCAAGAUGUCGAGUUCCAUUUCCUCAACAAUACGACUUUCAUCAUAGAGACUCCUCAAGAAGGUAUAUACAAAGUUUUCAUCGCAGGAUUUGUUGCUCCCAAUGGCGAAGAAGAAGAAGAAGUCGAAGAAAUUCUCACCUCAGAGAGCGAAGAAGAAGAAAAUUUCCAAGACAUUCAAGAUUCAGAAUAUACCGAAUAA
Messenger RNA from Trichomonas vaginalis G3, 363 nucleotides. RefSeq lists its product as uncharacterized. The record is from RefSeq and is a predicted model, not a curated record. NCBI's taxonomy places the organism in Eukaryota, Parabasalia, Trichomonadida, Trichomonadidae. The transcript has a single exon. Bases 1 to 363 code for a protein of 120 amino acids.